AAUAGUGUUUUAUAUUGAUCGAGAUUUAGCGAGAUAUUACGAUAGGUCAAGGGUGGCAGAAAUUUUUGCAGCGAGCAGAAUGUCAGGCAUACGGAUUCUCGGUGUUUUUAGGCACUUAACUAAACACAAUGCUUCGUCUUUACAAGGACAUUGGCAGAGACAAGCUUUGUCUACAUCAUCUACAAUGAUGGGAGCACGGUCUCAUGUGAACCUUGAGAUGAAAGGUGAUGUAGCAGUGGUCCGGUUUGAUGCCCCUGGAUCAAAAGUGAACACAUUGUCACCAGAGGUUUCUACGCAAUUCAAGGAAGUGAUGAAGGAGGUAUGGGCCAACCCAGAAGUCAAGAGUGCCAUCCUCAUCUCAGGAAAACCAGAGUGCUUUAUUGCAGGCGCUGAUAUUAAUAUGCUUGAAGCAUGCCAGACUGCUGAAGAAGCUGAGACAUUGUCUAGAGAUGGCCAGGAGAUGUUAGCUGCUGUAGAGAACAGCACCAAGCCAGUGGUGGCUGCCAUCAUGGGCUCAUGCUUGGGGGGAGGCCUGGAAGUGGCUAUAUCAUGUCAGUACAGGAUAGCUGUCCAAGGCAUGAAGACCGUGCUAGGUUGUCCUGAAGUAAUGCUGGGUCUUCUACCUGGAGCUGGUGGUACACAGCGCAUACCUAAGAUGGUCCCUAUAGCUACAGGCUUAGAAGCAGUUCUUACUGGCAAGAACUUCAAACCAGAUAAGGCAAAGAAGAUUGGCCUUGUAGAUGCAGUUAUAUCUCCAUUGGGCCCUGGAAUAAAAUCUCCCCAAGCCCGCACCCUAGAAUACCUAGAGGAAGUGGCUAUACAGACAGCACGUGGACUCGCUGAUGGAUCAGUCAAAAAGUCUCCAAGGAAACUAGGGUUGACAGAUAAAAUAAUGAACAAGAUGAUGGACUAUCAAGUUGGCAGAGACUUCUUUUUCAAUAAAGCAACUGCAGGAGUGAUGAAACAAACUAGUGGAUUAUAUCCUGCUCCAUUGAAAAUUAUUGAGAGUGUAAGGGCAGGCAUUGAGAAAGGGAAAGCUGCUGGUUAUGCCUCAGAGGCAAAGAAUUUUGGUGAACUAGCAAUGACAUCAGAGAGCAAGGCCUUGAUAGGACUGUUCCAUGGUCAGACAGAAUGCAAGAAGAACAGAUUUGGCAAUCCUGAAAAACCACCAAAAACUCUAGCAGUAUUAGGAGCAGGACUCAUGGGUGCUGGUAUAUGCCAGGUCAGUAUGGAUAAGGGUUACAAUGUCAUACUCAAGGAUAUGGCCAUGGCAGGUCUUGCUAGGGGACAGAAUCAAAUACAGAAAGGUUUCGACUUACAAGCCAAAAAAAGAAAAAUCACGACAUUUGAACGAGACAUGAUAAUGUCAAAUCUGCAGCCAACCCUCGAUUAUGAUGGCUUUGAGCAUGCUGAUAUGGUGAUUGAAGCAGUGUUUGAGGACAUCAAUAUUAAGCACAAGGUCUUGAAAGAAGUAGAAUCUAAAAUUGGUGAAAAUUGUAUAUUUGCUUCCAACACAUCGGCGCUACCAAUCACAAAAAUUGCAGAGGUCAGCAAAAGACCUGAUAAGGUAAUUGGGAUGCAUUAUUUCUCUCCAGUGGACAAGAUGCAAUUGCUAGAGAUCAUUACCACAGACAAGACAUCACAGGAUACUGCAGCUGCUGCUGUAGCUGUAGGCUUGAAGCAAGGCAAGGUUGUGAUCACAGUGAAAGAUGGACCAGGUUUCUACACCACCAGAAUAUUAGCACCAACUCUUGGAGAAAUCAUCAGACUAUUACAGGAAGGAGAGUCCCCCAAGAAGCUUGACAAGGCAUCUAAGGGCUAUGGUUUCCCAGUGGGAGUUGCCACACUGCUAGAUGAAGUAGGUGUCGAUGUUGCUGCUCAUGUUGCUGAAGAUCUCGCUAAAGUGUUUGGGGAGAGAUUUGGAGGCUCAAAUCCACAAGUACUUAAUGAUAUGGUAGCUCAAGGAUUCUUAGGUCGUAAGUCUGGCAAGGGGGUGUACCUCUACCAAGCAGGUGUCAAGGAGAGACAGGAAAAUGAGGCGUGUCUAGAUAUAUUUAAGAACUAUCGUAUACAACCAAAGACUGAAAAUUCUGUUGAGGAAAUCCAACUUAGAAUGGUGUGUAGAUUUGUGAAUGAAGCAGUGCUGUGUUUACAAGAAGGCAUUCUCAAUACACCUGCUGAUGGGGACAUAGGUGCAGUGUUUGGACUGGGAUUCCCACCAAUGAGAGGAGGUCCAUUCAUGUUUGUGGACACUUAUGGUGCUGAUAAACUAGUAGAGAAGAUGCAACAGUUUGAGUCAUUAUAUGGCCCACAAUUCGCUCCAUGCCAGAUGAUGCUAGAUUACGCAAAAGACACUACGAAAAAAUUCAGAGCAAAAUGAAAAUUGAGCAUGAUAGGAAAUAGUGUAUGAACAUAAUUAUAAUUAAUAUAUGGAAAUUUAAUUUCAUGCCAAAUGUAUGUUUAAAGAACUGUGAUUUUUGUCACCAGUGCAAAGCAUUAUAUGUACAGUAUAGUGGAAUGGACAUGUUUUGUCACUUAGUGUCUGUUUUUCUGUGAAUACACAAUUUUGACAUAUUAUCCUUAUUUAUUUUUGUAUAUGAUUUCUAAACUUUUGACUACAUGACAUGUUUAUACAAAGCAAAUGUGUUGGAACUUUAUAAUGAAAUAUGAAUGCUCAGUAUUAAUUUUUCAUUCCAAUGAAAAUAAGUAACAUGGAACUGAAUGUAAUAAGUGGACUUAAUAAGUUUCAGUUACAGACACCAUGUCAGCUGGCAUGAUAGAAUGUAGAUUUUAUACCCAGAUGUGGCCUUCUUUGAUUGUUCUAGUUUAUUCUUCUAGUUGACUAUUUUGAAUGUGAUAAUUUGUAUGUACUUGUCUCAUAUAGAAAUACAGAAAGCAAUGCAAUGUACAAAGGCAA
Messenger RNA from Owenia fusiformis, 2917 nucleotides. Lineage: Eukaryota; Metazoa; Annelida; Polychaeta; Sabellida; Oweniidae. The record is from the annotation of a GenBank genome assembly.